AUGUUUAAGAUCUGGGGAAUGACGGCUCAGAGUCAGGGGAUGCUCGUAUCUCGUCGGCAUCACCGCUCCGUCGGCGACCCGUGGGCGCCGGCAACGCCGUGGGACCCCGGUCGGCACUCUCGGCUUCUCUGCCCCUGGCCAUCUACCAAACUCCCCUUGGUGCCUGAGUCGUAUCUCGACCAGGGUGAAGGUUUCAACCGGGACUCGGGUCUCAUGCUGCCCCCACACAAUAUCGAGUUCCCCUGGCUAAAAGACAGCGGACGAGUGAUCACGACAGACGUCAACGGUGCUGCGGAUGAGCCAGUGGCCGAGCCGCCGGGUCCUGUCUCCUUUGGGCCCCGAGAUGCUUCGAGAGGGAACUGGAGUUCAGGGAUCUUUAUCAAUACUAAGGUCCAAGUGAACCGUGCCAUCUCCAGCGGCACGCUGUCGUUCGAACUUGUCCCCUUUCAAGACAAACACGAUUCCCGACGCGAUCGUGCGUCGACCGAAGACGCGGCGAAGAUGUCUCCGAGACAUCGGAAUCGAACCAUCCCGACUUCUUCAACGAUCCUCAUCUCAUACCUCGCGUCGAUAACUCAUGCCACAUUCACCAAUGACUUUUCAGCGUAUCCAGAAGCAGCGAGAUCAUGUCUCGACUCCGCCGCUGCCGCGUCCGGGUGUACCGGUAACACGGUGACGGAGAUGAACUCAUGCCUGUGCGGGAAUGGCGGAAACUUUGUGCUGGCGACGUCACAGUGCGUGGAAAAAGAGGCAAAAGACAAGCUUGACGACGUUUACGAGAUGCUUCUGACCUCCUGCACGGACUCGAAAACGCCACUGGGCAUUUCUCAGGCACAAUUCCUAGACCCCGACGACGACGAAACCAAAUCAACAGCCUCUUCCUCAUCUACUUCUCAAAGCAGCACAACACUAUAUACCUCCACGACCGCACCGCCAACCGAAAAACCAGCAUCCUCAACAACAUCGACAUCGACAUCUCUCACAACGUACAAGAGCGUUGCACCAGGAGGAGUCACAGUUACGGUGACGAGAGGAGUUGAGACAGUGCCGACUGGGACGGCAAGUGGAAAGCAAGGAAGCAAUGCCGAAGGGGACCAAACUACCACCGGCGAUGAGGGGCCUGGUCAUACGGCUCUUGCUGCAGGACUUGCAGGAGGACUGGCGAUCCUAUUGGGUGUUUUGGCGUUCUUUUGCUACAGACGCCGAAAGCAGCGCAAGGAGAGAAAGGGACAAGUCGGUGCUGGUGGAAAAUUCGCAGCCUUAUCCAGCGCGACUAGCCUCACCACGAUGUCGGCUUCACCGCCGCAGGGGCAGGCGACAACAGCAUAUCACGGUGUAAACGACCGACGGCCCGAUACGGCAAACACGAUGAAUAUGGCGGUGGGCACUCCGGGAUGGAAUCGUCAGCAACAAGAGCCACAAAGUCCCCAACAUUGGCAGAACAACAACUCUCCUGGGCACUACGGCCAGCAAGCAGGAACCUGGCCGUCACCAGUUGCCAACGGGGACGGGGCUACCGGAACAUGGGGGGUUUCGCCCGUCUCUCAGUAUCGUCCAAACUCAUCCAGGGGUCCCGAACCGUCACCACAUACCGGAACCUGGAAUGCGCAUGCCGCUGAGAUGGCAGCCGCUCCGGUUCCCGCGCCCCAUCCUUCACAUCCCUCAAAUAACACAUACUCUCCCGUCUUUGAGUUGCCGGGAGAUCAAAUACAAGCCGUAGAGGCAGACUCGACACCAGUCGGCCAUGCUCAGCCUGUGGUGCAACCGCCUUCGCGUUCAAUACAAUCGACGCCAGCUCAGAUGCAAGCACAACCGGCGCAGCCAGCACCAGCACAUCACGGAAUGCCGAGACAGAUCGACGACGCACUUCAAAUAUCGCGAGUAGAAUUGCCGCCGCCUCGGUACUCAGGCCCGUCAUCACCAGAUUGGGUCAGCGAGGAUAAGAAGUUUGGCUAG
Colletotrichum phormii is the source of this 1956-nucleotide messenger RNA. RefSeq lists its product as uncharacterized. The record is from RefSeq and is a predicted model, not a curated record. Bases 1 to 1956 code for a protein of 651 amino acids. The transcript has 4 exons. Lineage: Eukaryota; Fungi; Ascomycota; Sordariomycetes; Glomerellales; Glomerellaceae.